This is a messenger RNA of Cucumis sativus (cucumber), 1089 nucleotides long. RefSeq names its product multiple organellar RNA editing factor 3, mitochondrial. Gene Ontology annotation, biological process: cytidine to uridine editing; mitochondrial mRNA modification. Lineage: Eukaryota; Viridiplantae; Streptophyta; Magnoliopsida; Cucurbitales; Cucurbitaceae. The record is from RefSeq and is a predicted model, not a curated record. The coding region runs from base 92 to 925 and encodes 277 amino acids. The transcript has 4 exons. Gene Ontology annotation, cellular component: mitochondrion.
ACUGUACCGUCCUUCAUUUCCCCAAACCUCUCUAAAAUCUCAUCGACCAAAAACCCUACUGUCUCAUUCAGCUACCGUCAAGCUCUCAACAAUGGCGUCCUCAGCUACUCGGCGCACGUUAUUCACUGUUCUUAGCCGAAGCAUUUCUUCAUCUUCAUCAUCUUCUUCUUCCUUUUUACUUCCAUCUCCUCCUAUUUCUUCUCGCCUGCGAUUUGCUUUUCCUCUCCUCAACAGACAGGAUCAAAUAAUCCCUGCAUCAUUCAAUCUUCCAAUUCGAUUCAAGGCUUCCGGAUCCGGCUACUCUCCACUCAACGACCCGUCUCCUAAUUGGAGCAAUCGACCUCCGAAAGAGACGAUACUUCUCGAUGGCUGCGAUUACGAGCACUGGCUGAUAGUGCUGGAGUUUCCUAAUGACCCGAAACCAUCGGAGGAAGAGAUGGUUAAUACUUAUGUCAAAACUCUAGCUGCUGUUGUUGGAAGUGAGGAAGAGGCGAAGAAGAAAAUAUACUCGGUUAGUACAACUACGUAUACUGGGUUUGGUGCAUUGAUUUCGGAAGAGCUUUCUUACAAAGUGAAAGAAUUGCCAGGUGUUCUAUGGGUUUUACCAGAUUCAUAUCUUGACGUUCCGAACAAAGAUUACGGAGGUGACUUGUUUAUUGAUGGAAAGGUCAUCCCAAGACCGCAAUAUAGGUACCAUGAUAGGCCACAACAACCUGGUAGAAACAGGCCUCGUCCACGGUAUGAUAGACGGCGAGAAACUAUGCAAGUUGAUCGGAGACAACCGAUUCAGAGACAGAACUGGGGUCAAAAUCAGAGUGAUCCAAUGCAGCCACCACCCUCCAUGGAUGGUCAAAAUAGAGUUCAAAGUGGUAUUGGAGAUUUCUCGACAAAUCCAGGCGAGUUUAAUCGGAGCAACACUGAUUGAUGGAUGCUUUUUAAAAAAUGUGUAUAUAUAUUUUUUAGUUUAUAUGAUCUAUGAAUUCUGGGGACUUUGAUUUUAAAGAUUCUAAGUUAGUGAUGUUGUGACAAUAUCUGAAUUUUUUAAUGAUUCAAACUAUAAAUUUGAAAAAAUUAUGGUUCGAUUCUGAA